This is a messenger RNA of Necator americanus (New World hookworm), 354 nucleotides long. RefSeq lists its product as uncharacterized. NCBI's taxonomy places the organism in Eukaryota, Metazoa, Nematoda, Chromadorea, Rhabditida, Ancylostomatidae. The record is from RefSeq and is a predicted model, not a curated record. The transcript has a single exon. The coding region runs from base 1 to 354 and encodes 117 amino acids.
AUGCAGACGAAUCUCAUCAUUCCAUCCACGUUCAAGAGAAAUCAGCUCACGUGGCAGGGGUCCCUUUUAACGUCUGAAAAGCAGCGAAAGCGGAACAUGAGGACUCUCAAACUUCAGCUCGACCACGUUCUGACGAGCAUCCCUCAGUCGGAUAUCCGAAAAUCUAGAGCUGUUUGGGACGUCGCGUUCGACUCUGACCACCGUCCAGUUCUUCUCAGCUUCAAGAUACGGUUCCACAAGAGAAACGGAGGUCACUUUCAGCCGAAAGUCGACGUGGCAGGUCGAAGAAUGCAGAGCGAAACUCCGCCCACGUGUGUCUAUUCAUGUUGGAGUACGGACCAAGAAGAAGCUUAG